Camelina sativa (false flax) is the source of this 1582-nucleotide messenger RNA. Its product is annotated as putative F-box/LRR-repeat protein At3g49150. Lineage: Eukaryota; Viridiplantae; Streptophyta; Magnoliopsida; Brassicales; Brassicaceae. The record is from RefSeq and is a predicted model, not a curated record. Gene Ontology annotation, molecular function: protein binding.
CAUUGUUCCACAUAUAUGAUCGGCAUUUUCUUUUAAAAACUGACCUUGAGAAAGCAAAUACGAUUACGAAAGCACUAAUCUUAGAUUCUUGAUGUUCAAAGUUCUCAAUACCGUCGGGUACUACCUAUGUUGUAACUGUUUGAGAUCUGUCGUCACUGUAGAUUCAAAAGAGGUGGAUAUAUGUUGCAAAGAUAUGAUCAGUGAUCUACCAGAAGCUCUUAUUUGUCACAUCUUGUCUUUCCUUCCCGUAGAAGUUUCGGCUUUGACUUCAGUACUUUCGAAAAAGUGGCAGUAUCUUUUUGCUUUAAGACCAAAUCUUGAGUUCGAUGACGCUGUAAUAUAUCUCAAUCCGGACGGAAAAAGGGAUGAGACAAUGUUUAUGGAUUUCGUGGAAAGAGUAUUGGCUUUGCAGGGUGAUUAUCCUAUCAACAAGUUGUCUCUAACAUGCCGACGUUUUAUUGAUUCACUUUGCGUCUCUCGUUGGAUAUCAAAUGCCAUGGAACGCGGUGUCUCGGAUCUUGAAUUACGCUUAAAUGUUAAUUGGGCUAAUACGAUGAUGCGUCCAAAUGUCUUUGUGAGCAAGACACUAGUUCAUCUAAAAAUAGAAACUGGAAACGGUGUCGUCAUUGAUGUGGAAGAUGUUUUUCUUCCAAAGCUCAAGACUCUCCAUCUUAAUAAAGUUCUCUUACAACACAGUGAUAAUGGCUUCGUGAAGCUUAUUACUAGUUGUCAUGUUCUUGAGGAAUUAGUUAUGACGAAUCUAUGUUGGGAUGGUUACUGGAAACGCGCCGUGUCUUCAAAAACCCUCAAAAGACUAUCGUUACUUUGUGAAAGCGGUGACAACAAUCCGUAUAGUGUUUCUUUUGAUACACCCAAUCUUGUCUACUUGUUUUACUAUGAUUUUGUUGCAGACAAGUAUGAUGAACUGAAUUUCGAUUCACUUGUUGAAGCUAGUAUCUGUCUUCAAAUGACAUCAGAUCAACGUGCAAAUGUAAGCUAUGAACAUAUGGUCGGUGAUGCUACAAAGUUUCUUAUGCGGAUAAAAAAUGUUCAGAUCCUUUACUUAUUUGCCAAUACCAUUGAGGUACUUACUUUCUGCUGUGAGCAAAUACCGGUAUUCAAAAACCUGACUAAUUUAACUAUUAAGACUCACAAACAGGCAGGAUGGGAAUCAUUGCCAGCUCUACUCAAGAACUGUCCAAAUCUAGAAACCCUCAUCUUCCAUGGAAUCCAUCACAAAGAUACAAUGAAAUGUGAGGAUGUUGACGGAUGUCUAUGAAAAUCUUCAGGUUACAUUCCUAGUUGCUUAUCAUCAAGUCCGGUGAAGGUUCUAAAGAUAUGGAACUUUGGUGAAAUUCGUGAUGACUAUGAUGACGUGGAGAAGCAGAUGGAGUUGGUCAUGUAUUUCCUAGAGACUAUGCCGAAUCUUGAACAAAUAAGGUUAUACCACCAGAUAAAAUUGGAAGAAGAUGUGAUAAACCAACUUGAGAUGUUAGCAACCUCGACGAAGUGCACUGUUUAUCUAAUCUCUGAUGCCUAACAUCUGCUAUAUGCGUGUCUACGAAUUAUCUCUUCGGUAUCG